CGUCAGACAAGACCUGUCUGCCGCGGCACCUCGCCGACAUUCCUUCUCCUGUGGCGUAUCCAGCCACAGUUCAAGCUAGCAGUCGUUCUAACCCGUCUGGUAAUGUGUUAAACUCCUGCGAGGUCGCACGGACCGCCACACUCACACACAGUAGGCAUCUCACCGUAACAGCAACAUGUCCAACUGUAGGGAGAGGCGGAAGUUACAAUCUAAAUGACUGGCCCCGGAGAAGUACCAUGGCGAGCACCAGGCAGAGAGCCGUGUGCGGGUUCGCCUUGCUGCUGGUGGGAGUCCUCAGUCUGCUCGCGUCCAUGCGGUACAGGGAAAGAUACCGACUGAGCAUGGACCCGAUCAUGAGAUCGUCACGUGUGCACGCGUGCAAGCCUGACACCAAAAUUGCCUUCAUCAAGCUCCACAAGACGGGCGGGAGCACCAUUAUGCAGGUCUUACACCGCUUCGGGUAUCUUCGCAACCUCUCUUUCGUGCAACCGAGCUCCAACAACAUCAACCAACUCUACCCAUACGGCCUUCAGGACAUCCGAAAGUACCUCCCACCCGAGGGAAAGGAGUUCGACAUCUUGACGUAUCACACCAUCUACGAUAGAGCCAGGAUAACUCAGCUGCUGUCUGGGAACGCCACCUUCGUCACCAUCCUCAGGGAACCGAUGGACCGCCUCAAGUCUGCCUUCAACUACUACCAACUGGCGAGGAGGUUCCGCAUUCCCGGAAGGAACGCCCUGCAAACGUUCCUGGAAAAUCCGGAAAGAUUCGAUAACAAGGUCGAUCUGCGCUCCUCAGGCGCGCCCAUAUCUGCAACCAAGAACCCGAUGGCAGUAGAGCUGGGUUACCCCCUCAAGGAUCUGUCCUCCAACCUAUCUACAAGUGUGAGGGACAAGAACAUCCGGGACUUUGUAGACAAGAUCUCGCGAGAGUUCGGGCUCGUGAUGGUGACGGAGUACUUCGACGAGUCCUUGGUGCUGCUGAGGCGGCUGCUGUGCUGGGACAUGCAGGACAUCCUCUACUUCAAGUACAACAGCUACGAGUACGAGCUGCGGAAAAACACCGUGUCUGAGCGCCUGGUGCAAAACUACCGGCGGCACAACGCCAUCGACUACGCUCUGUACGAGCACUUCAACCGGACGUUGUGGAGAAAGAUCAACAUGGCGGGCGGCAACUUCCAGGAGGAGCUGGCCCACUUCCGGUGGCUGCAGGACAAGAUGAGAACUCACUGUAACCGGGAGUUUUACGACUUCGCUCCCAUCUACAUAGGCGAGACGGCCUGGAACGCCGGGUUUCGCAUAGACGCCACGUUCUGCACGUGGAUGAAGACGUGGCACAUGUGCUACUUUACCUUACUCAGGGAUAGGAACGUAAGGAUUCAGCAGGACAAGCAGAAGCUGCCGACAGCCAAGAGGCUGCCCAGGACAGGCGGGAUCUACUCCGAUCCUUACUGCGUCCUGUGCGAGAAUAUAAAGAAGCACUGCACCGUCCACGAGUACGUCACUCAUCUGUACCACGAGGGGUUCCUGUCGCCCUCACAGUCCAGCUCAUCAAAAAUAACAAGCAUCAAAUCUCGACAUGGCGGGAAGCCACAACCCAUUUCUUGACCUACAUAUUUUAAACAGAGGACAGAGACCUUCAAAUUUAGCCUUCGAAGCGGGCUCAGCAGCUUGCGUUUUGAUAUUGCUACUUGUUUUAAAUGGUUACGCGCUAUUUUCUGAUUACAAUUGUCGUGUGAUUUACGCCAUCUUAUACACCAUUUGCUGACAUGAACCCCGUGCGCAGUUGCUAUUAAAAUAACAUGAAAGCCGAAUCAAAAGAAAAUGCAAACUCUGCUAAUAAGGUCCAUUUUCCACAUUUAAACUGUGAUCAGAGAACAAUGCGUAAUCAUAACAAAAACAGCAAUGAUAAAUGCCUGCAACGGUGUCUGCUUGGAGGCUAAUUGUCGAUCGGUACCUAGGCUUAUGU
Molecule: messenger RNA, 1968 nt
Organism: Branchiostoma floridae (Florida lancelet)
Lineage: Eukaryota; Metazoa; Chordata; Leptocardii; Amphioxiformes; Branchiostomatidae
Product: galactosylceramide sulfotransferase-like
Exons: 5
Coding region: 237-1607 (456 amino acids)
Biological process (GO): glycolipid biosynthetic process
Cellular component (GO): membrane
Molecular function (GO): galactosylceramide sulfotransferase activity
Source: RefSeq, a predicted model, not a curated record